AUACCGCAGGUGUACGGCGUACGAUGUGGCGGGUUAUUAGACACAUUGGUAACAAUUGCAGUGCUGCAUCCAUAGGGUGACGUUGUCUAUAGUGUGUUUUGUGCAUCCCGGCGGAUCUCUGCCCAUCCGUAUCCUAGAUGCCGCACUGAUGAUGAUGACGAGCGCGAUGAGGAAUAUUUGGCAGAUGUGUCUUCCUCUGGAAUACAUGCGGUGUUGGGUCUUAUUAUAUCACAUCCUUUCUACGGUUAUCUCUGGCAGACGUCUCGCUGGCUGUUCUCUCGGCACUUUCGGGAGGGAUCCGGAGGAGAUAUUUAACUAUUGGAUGCCCACAUCAGACCAACCUGCCGCUCCCACCAGCACUCCCGUCACCUCCUGAGAUGAACAAGCUGCGGCAGAGUCUACGGAGAAAAAAGCCGACUUAUGUCCCAGAGGCCAGUCGUCCCCACCAGUGGGGGGCAGAUGAGGAGGCUGUGAGAAGGGGGAAAUGCAGCUUUCCUGUCCGGUACCUGGGGCAUGUGGAGGUGGAGGAGUCACGUGGCAUGCAUGUAUGUGAAGACGCUGUGAAGAAGCUGAAGCUGCUCGGCAAGAAGUCAGUAAAAGCCAUAUUAUGGGUAUCCGCUGAUGGACUACGAGUUGUGGACGAUAAGACAAAGGAUCUCAUUGUGGACCAGACCAUUGAAAAGGUCUCAUUCUGUGCACCAGACCGCAACUUUGACAAAGCCUUUUCUUAUAUAUGUCGAGAUGGAACAACCCGACGCUGGAUAUGUCAUUGCUUUAUGGCUUUAAAAGAUUCGGGGGAGCGUCUGAGUCAUGCUGUGGGCUGUGCGUUUGCUGCCUGUCUUGAACGAAAGCAGAAGCGUGAAAAGGAGUGUGGAGUUACUGCAUCCUUUGAUGCCAGCCGUACCAGCUUUGCCCGUGAGGGAUCUUUCCGUGUCACAUCAGGAUCACAGCAAACUGAGCGAGAAGAUGCGAUGAAGCAAGCCCAGGAGAAGAAGAAAGCUGAAGCCGCUCAGGUCCAGCCCACAAUUCCAGCCCCUAUCCCAGCACCACCUGCCCCGGUGGAGUGUUCUUCCCCACUACAAGGUCAGGCAGGUUCGGCAGAGAAGGGAGAAACCGGCGGCCAGCAUGCAAUCCCCCGCAGACACGCUCCCUUGGAACAGCUCGUGAGACAGGGAUCGUUCCGAGGGUUCCCCGCACUGAGCCAGAAGAAUUCACCCUUCAAGAGGCAAUUGUCACUGAGACUGAAUGAGCUCCCAUCCACCUUACAGCGCAAAACCAACUUCCAGGACAAGAGUCAAGUCUCUGAGGGGGAUGCAGCAGUACCUCCCGAUCAGGAUGGAAUUACCGAUUUAUGCAACCAGAUCAAUAACUCCUUCACUAACAAACCACCGGAAGACCCCUUUAUUAAUGGAAAUGGAACCAUGACUCCUCCUAAUGUGACGCCACAAAACAUCCCGGGAUGGACAGAUCAAACAAUGACCACCCCAGCCCCUUCUAACUUCCAGAUGGGCCAUCGCCGAACCCCGUCUGAGGCAGAACGAUGGCUGGAAGAGGUAGCAAAAGCAGCCAAAGCCCAACAGCAGCAGCAGCAACAACAAGAGUCCAUGCCUCAACCUAUGGUGGCUGUGCCCAUGGCAGUACCAGCUCCUGUGCAGGCAUAUCAUCCUAUAUCCUAUGAUGCCACCCCUGCUCCCGUUGGCAUGUUUAUUGCUCCUCACAUGCAGCCAGCCUAUGUACCUGUAGGUACUUACACCCCACCUAUGGCAAAUAGCAUCCCAUACCCUGCUCCAAGUGUGCCAGUGGUGGGUAUUACUCCAUCCCAGAUGGUGGCCAAUGUUUUUUGCUCUGCCACCCAAGUACCAUCAUCCAAUCUGGCAAGUAAAACCAACCCAUUCCCACAGAGCAUCCUGCACUCUACAACCCCCAGUGUCCAGAAUCCCAUCUCAUCACAGCAUCUCCCAUCAGGACCAAAGUCAAAUGGCACCGCCAAUGGUGCGUGGCCUCCAGAUCCCAGCCAGUUAAGAUUGGCAUCCACAGCACAGGAAGUGGACCAGUUCGAAGCUCAGUGGGCAGCACUUGAAUCCAAGUCUCAGCAGCGCAUGGCCAACCCCUUCUCCAACGAACUUCAUAAAACUUUCCAGAUAGAAUUGUAGCCGAGAUGGCACCAAGUCGAAAAACACAAAAACUUUGUUGAGGAUCAGCUGCCAGGUCAGGACGGGCCAAUAGGACAUGCCAUUUUCCGCCGUGUAACAAAUCUGUGUCUACGAAGACUCCAGGUGCCAGUCAGGGGGUGGGUGGAUAUAACUGGAGAUCAUAGACUAUAUCUAUAUCGAUUGAUAGGGUUACCCUUUAAACUAUGUUUUUAUAGCCACUAGGCCCGAGGACCACCAGAUCUGCUUAUUGAAUGUGAAAAAAAAAAAAAAUCCAGAAAGAGCCUUGGUUCAUGGGAAUAAUGAAUAACUGGAUCAUGGAUGUAGGAAACGUUAUAAGAGUGUGUAUGUGCAGAAGGGUUAUGUAAGUGCGGAGGAGGUAGGAGGUAAGUGAUGGAAAGCACUGAGGAGGGGUAUGCUAGACGUGGUGCGGUUGUGGCUUACAUUUUUGCGUAGACCCCUAUUUCGCUGUCCAUGUGGUGCUAGAUCUAUCUCUGUUGCUGUAUCCCAGGGUUUUAUGUUUUCGUAUUUAUUUGUAUAUAUCGUAGGUCUGUCCUAAAUUAUUCAUCUAAAUGUGCGACCAAGCUUCUGCCACCUGCUGGAAGAGCAUGGAAGUGCUCAUAAGAAAUCAUUAAAGGGGUAUUCCAGGCAAAAACUUUUUUUUAUAUAUCAACUGGCUCCGUAAAGUUAAACA
Hyla sarda is the source of this 2844-nucleotide messenger RNA. RefSeq names its product NUMB like endocytic adaptor protein (gene NUMBL). Bases 378 to 2153 code for a protein of 591 amino acids. The record is from RefSeq and is a predicted model, not a curated record. The transcript is spliced from 10 exons. Lineage: Eukaryota; Metazoa; Chordata; Amphibia; Anura; Hylidae.